CGCUGCCAGUUUCACUCCACCUCUUUUAACCAAGUCACUCACUCACUCAAUCAAACCACUCGGCCACGCCUUGUUUGUUACACGCGCCUUAUCCUCGAUCUAUUGCUGUCAUCUCUACUGACGGUCGGCCCUCGACCUCGGACCAGUGGCGACCGACUCCGUAUGCCAGCGCUCUUUCCCAUGUGAAAGAGUGCCUUUUCGCCUCUCGACACCAUCUACCUUCGGACCCUGUAAAGACGAUAUGCAGCUGGCCGUAGUAUGGAACACGAGGUUGCUUAUGACUUCGAGGACGAAGGCCACUUCUGGACCGUUCUUGACGAGACAAUCUCGAGAGAAUGCGACAACCAUGGCACAAUCGACGAUACUUUGCGAUCCUACCUGACCUUGAUUGGUGCCUUUCGUGAACGUCUACAAGCAAGCGAUUAUGAUCUCAGUCGUUGCGCCUUUAAACUACAAGAGUCCGAGCUCUUUACGAAUCAUGCCGACUAUAUCCGGAGACAAUUUGUCCAAUGUCUGAUCGAGGACGACGAGCCACAUGUUCUCUUACUCUCUACCCUCUUCCUGAUUGCCGAUGCCCGAAGCCACGAGCGCACCUACGAACUACUUAAUGAAGAGGGUGCAUUUCCUCGGCUGGUGGACUUGAUGUCAAGCCCAAAACGACAUGGCCAUGAAGAAAUACAUAGAUCACUCAUGGAGUUGCUGUACGAGAUGUCGCGUAUACAAAAGAUCAAGGCGAGUGAUCUGGCCCAUAUCGACGAUGACUUCAUCAAGAUGCUGUUCGAGAUUAUAGAGCAAGUCUCUGAUGAUGUCAGCGAUCCGUAUCACUACCCUACCAUUCGGGUGCUGUUGGUACUCAACGAGCAAUUCAUGGUUGCUGCCCAUGAUCCUGCAGGAAGCCAGUCAGGAGUACCUCUUACCAACAAAGUGAUCAAGGUGCUUUCCGCACAUGGCAGCGUGUACAAGACAUUUGGCGAGAACAUCAUUUUGUUGUUGAACCGAGAGGAUGAGACAUCGUUGCAGCUGUUGACACUUAAGCUGCUCUACCUACUUUUUACAACUCCACCUACCUACGAAUAUUUCUACACAAAUGACCUGCGAGUCUUGGUGGACAUAUUGAUCCGUAAUCUCCUCGACUUGCCCGAAGAAGCCUCAUCUUUACGGCACACAUACCUACGCGUAUUAUAUCCGCUACUAGAACACACGCAACUUCAAUCUCCUCCGUAUUACAAACGAGAAGAGAUCCGAAAAUUGCUAGUAGUUCUUGGAGGAGGUCAGUUGCUCGAACAGGGAGAUGGACAGGACUAUCAGCAUCACUGGGGUCAUUUUGAGGCUGUCGACGAAACCACCAAGCGCCUGGUGAAGCGCUGCGAAGGUGUGAGUUGGCUUACAGAUCCCGAAACGGAACCGCCAGCGCAAGCAGAAUCCCCGACGAGCGAUGUCGCAUCCGACAUAUCGUCACCAGCCUCGCCCAUCAAAGGCAAGCCGCCAGCUCUGCCGGCUCCUCGCAAGUUGAAGAAGAGGAAUUCUUCAAAAGCAUCCACUUUGACUAUCGGUCAAUACCUCACUCCUCAUCUUGAAGGCGCUCGGAAGUCAAGCUUGAGUAUGAUGGAAGUAGCCGCACAGCGCGAGAAGCCUGGCGUGAUCACCCCAAGCAGAAAUCCCACGCUAAAGAACAAUCUUCGAGCAGCCAUAAUGCAUAAAAAGGACAAACCUCCGCCCCCACCUCAAGCUAGAAGGUCCGGCUCGUCUAGACCGAAAAUAUCAGAGCACUCGACGGAAAUGGAAGUCGUGAUGGCAUCAAGCAAUGAGGAAGCCCCUGCGAGUAAGCCUGAGGUUCCGACUCACCACCAUCACCAUAUACCGCAUCCACCUAUGCCUCACCUAAGACAUCGCCCGACGCCACCUGUACCCAACGUGGAAAAGGACCAUGAGAAAGAGAGGGCUUCAAAAUCUCCCGUGCCACCCCCUAUCCCAUCUCAUCACAAAGGGCACUUUUCUCCCAAGAAGCCACCUCCCGCGCCAAGGUCGCGACGGUGGCGGAAAAAUUCAGAUAACUCGAACGCAGCAAGAGAGCCCGGUAAAUUCAACCCCAACUUGCCAUCCAUUGUGACCACCUCGACUACCGGCCAUGAGGUUACUGAGCAUAGCCCCUUCUCCCCAUCAUCUCCACAGGAAAAGACAUUGAGUCCACCUAACCUAGACUCGGCUGAAGCCAAGGAGAAAAUGGGUGUCAAGGAAGCCUUAGAGGUAGCUCGAGCACAGGCCGUUGAUGAUGUUACUGAGACCCUGGAGCAAGUUGACCUGAAGGAAUCUGCGGACCAAGCCGAAGGGAAACCCAGACCUGCUGAACAGCCCGAAGGCGAGGCUGGAACCGACAGAGUCGAAGAAGGACCGGAUGACCAGGAGACAGGCGGCGAUACGCCCGAUGCCGAAACGAGUCGAACCCGCUCCGAGGAUGAGCUAGACCUACCUUUCCACGAUGCAAAACAAUCACCCUCACACAGUCCCUCGCAUGUUUCUCCGUCGCCGACCCCCCAACCGCAGAAUCUCGAUUCGACGUUCUUGUCCGCGACCAACACUCUGCCGCAACAGAGGGCGGUGCUCACGCCACCCGGCCAGAAGCCUUCCAGGGGAGUCCCUGGGCCUCAAUAUGCCCUGGAAAGGAGUCCAUUCUUGACGGACGAGGAAGAGGAGGAGGAGGAAGAAGAAGUCGCUCAAGAAACCGACGACGGAGGUGUUGUUGUCGUUGAUGAGGAGGACAAGCACCAUGACGAAAAGAAUGAAUAGUAAUCAGACAUGGAGAAUAAAUGAUAUCCUUUGUUUCUGCA
This is a messenger RNA of Exophiala oligosperma, 2828 nucleotides long. RefSeq lists its product as uncharacterized. The coding region runs from base 259 to 2787 and encodes 842 amino acids. The transcript is spliced from 4 exons. Gene Ontology annotation, cellular component: actin cortical patch. Lineage: Eukaryota; Fungi; Ascomycota; Eurotiomycetes; Chaetothyriales; Herpotrichiellaceae. Gene Ontology annotation, molecular function: Arp2/3 complex binding. The record is from RefSeq and is a predicted model, not a curated record. Gene Ontology annotation, biological process: actin cortical patch localization; actin cortical patch assembly; endocytosis.